GUGUGUGGAUCGAGUGGCUACCCACUCUGGCUUAAUUCUUGUGAGACUUCCCUCAGGAUCCUUGACCUUUUAUUGUGAGUGAUAUAAUCUUGUUGAAUGAUUGAGCAAUUUACCAACGUGUUUGUUCCCUAUUUAUAACAUGCUUUAAGGCAGAUCUGGAGCAUAUUUUCUGAGAAAGUAGAAAGUGUCUUCUCAACAUGACUCCCAAAAAGAUUCGUGCUGAAGUGAGGUUCAGAAAUGAAUCAAAGUUUUCAGGACUUUAUUCAGGCUCUGCAGAAGUUUCUUCUUUAGAUCCCAAAGAGAAGGUCAUCUCUCACAAAAGUAAUCCUGGUCUUUCUAAGCUGCUUGUGGCCUCAUUGCUGAUACUCUUUUUGCUGAAGACAAUCUUAUCAUCUGUCCCUUCUAUCAUUUUAUUUCAAAAAUAUUCUCGGCAUCUUGAAGAAAAAACGAAUGUAAAUGGACUAGUUCAUACAGAAUUGGAGUGUGUGAAAAGCAAUUCGACCACACAAGAAAAGGUUUGGAGCUGUUGCCCAAAGAAUUGGAAGUCAUUUAGUUCCCACUGCUACUUUAUUUCUACCCACUCCAAACCAUGGAAUGAGAGCAAGGAGAGCUGCUCUAGCAUGGAGGCUCAUCUGCUGGUGAUCAACACUGAAGAGGAGCAGGAUUUCAUCAUCCAGAAUCUGAAAAAGGAUAUUGAUUAUUAUAUAGGACUGUCAGAUCCAGAAGGUCAGCGAGAUUGGCAGUGGGUCGAUCAGACACCAUACAACGAAAGUGUUGCAUUCUGGCAAGAAGGUGAGCCCAAUGAUGAGAACGAGCAUUGUGUUGAGUUAAGGCAUUUUCAUUAUAGAAGAUGGGGCUGGAAUGAUAUCUCUUGUCAUCUUGGAAAAGGGACUGUUUGUGAGAUGAUGGAGAUCUACUUAGGAAAUACACGUUCUCUGUAGUCAUGUAGUCUGAAUCGAACCCAUCAUUAUAAAGAUAGCUAAUAACGUCUCUAUGUGUAAGAGAUACUUGUAGAAUUUUAGAGAUGUGAUCAACUAUUUCAUUUGUGAAAAAUUCCACGUACUUACGUUUUUAGUCAUUCAUCAUGUCAUGCUAAAGUGGGCACUGACUGAGCCCUUUUCAUGUGGCAGAAACUGCGGCAGACCCCUUUUGCACACAAAGUCUCAAGAACCUCUUUCCUAAUUUGUUUCUGAAAUUGUUUACUCAUGUUACAAUUUUCAUGUUUACAAUUAUACGAUAUUUCCUCAUGUUUCAUCUAUUUUUUCUUUUUGCUUUACUGUUUUAUAAUUGACAAUAAAAUUAUAAGAACAUAAGCUAAAAGAAAUUGAUUUAAUACACAUAUGUACUGUGAAAUGUUUGCCAUAGUCAGGUUAAUUCACACAUCCAUUACCUAGCAUAAUUACAAUAUUUUUGUGUGUGUAGUAAGAACAUUUAAGAUCUCUCAAGCAAAUCUCAGAUAUACAACAUUGUUAAACAGAGUCACCGUUCUGUAAAGUGACUCUUCAGACAUUGUUGAUUUCUCUCUUUUAUUUUUUGGUACUGGGGAUCAAACUCAUGACUCUGCUCUUGUCAGGCAGGCGCUUAUGCCACUGAGCUAACUCCCCAGCAGUCUCUUAACUGAAUGUUUAUACCUUUUAACUACUGUGUCCCCUUUCCCCCAACCUGGAAUUUCCCUCAAGCCUACUCUGUUUUUAUGAGAUUGAGUACUUUUUUCGUUGCAUUCAAAGUCUUUUUUUAUUGUUUUUUUUGGGCUAAUUUUGCUUAGAUUUAUGGUGUCCAGAUUCAUUUAUGUUAGACAGAUACUCUUUCUUAUAUCACAAAAUAGUUAUGCAUUUUAUGGUAAGAGUUAUAAUAUCUUCUAUUAUACUUAAUAGAAUUCUCCCAAUUUUCUUUGUUAGUCAAAGUAAAGUUUUUAAAUUGUC
Molecule: messenger RNA, 1922 nt
Organism: Cavia porcellus (domestic guinea pig)
Lineage: Eukaryota; Metazoa; Chordata; Mammalia; Rodentia; Caviidae
Gene: Clec4a
Product: C-type lectin domain family 4 member A
Exons: 6
Coding region: 198-941 (247 amino acids)
Source: RefSeq, a predicted model, not a curated record